UUGUAGCGUUCAAGGUUAACAGGAUACAUGUCUAAACUGCUUGAAAUAUUUGCACAAUGUAGUUUGAAUUGUAGUUUUACAUACGUCUAACAACAUUAUUGCUUUACGAAGUGCGAUCUAAUUGGGGGGAAAAGACAGUAGAAAUCGACAAGCAUUCAGGACGCAUGUUAAGUUAAAACUUGAAGGUUGGCAAAAUUGCGAUGGCUAGAUUGCUAGAUUUAUGUAUAAGACAAUGCACCACACCUUUACUCUGCCUUUUGUUUGUCUGCUUUGUAAAUGCGCAGCAGACAGACGAUCGUCCAAAAGUACAACCAUAUGCAAACGCUGCAGACUGCAUUUGUAAACCGGAAGACACACUUUGCAAGUGUACAUUUGUAGUAGAACACCGUUUGUCGAUGGUUCUUCAUGAGGAAAGGGAAUUAGUUCGCGCAGUUAAUGGGUACUUAGUUAAAAAUGUUGACGACAAUAAAAGGUUAACUAAAAAUGAAUCAGAGAGAGUAAUCACGACUGACGGUGUAGGCUCUAGACUCGUCAUUGCUAUAAAUGGUAAAUUUCCUGGACCAAGAGUAGAUGUUUUUGAAAACCAAGAAAUUGAGAUAACGGUUGUUAACACAUUUCAUACUGACAGCGUGACAGUUCAUUUCCACGGCAUACAUCAGAAAGACACACCAUGGAUGGAUGGAGUGGCUUUCAUCACACAAUGUCCAAUCCUUCCUGGUCAAAGUUUUGUAUAUCGUUUUAAGGCAUAUCCACCGGGAACCAGUUUUUAUCAUGCACAUAUUGGGGACCAGCGAAGCAUGGGAUUAUACGGUCCGUUCAUUGUUCGUAAAAGAGAUGUUAAUGGAGGUCCGGGUGAAAUUAUUGUUGCUCUGCAAGACUGGAAUCACAAUAUGGACGCCGAGACAGCGUAUAUGAGGAUGAUAACUGAACAAUACGAUUUCGGUACAAAUCCCCCUCAAAUUGUUAAUACUACAGUUUCGGUCGAUAAUGGCAACUUCAGCAGAUUUGAGUUCAAAUCUGGUCUUAUUAAUGGAAAGGGGAGAUACUGGAAAAGUGCCACUGAACACAACAGCGCUCCAUUAGAAAUCUUUAAAGUUACGACAGGACGCAGUUAUCGUUUUCGAGUGAUUGGUGCCAUGACACUUUAUCCGAUGAGGGUUUACAUCGAAGGAAUUCCGCUGUCAUUACGAUCAUCUGACUGUUUCAACAUCGAAGAUAAUGAUAUCGGGUCAAUUCAGUCAAUUAUUGUACAUCCGGGUGAAAGGUAUGACUUUCUAGCGACCUUCACAGACAAUAUUAGAAAACAGUACCUACUUAUUGCUGAAACGAUUGAGACCAGAGCAAGUCACGGGAAGUACCAUGCUGCAGAAGCGAUAAUAUUUGUCGACAACGCUCCCGGAUCUGUUAAUCUUGCCCCUCCAAACAACAAAGAUAAAACAUGUCUUGUUGAAUCAAAAUGUAAAACAUUUAACUGUCCUUAUGGCUAUACCGGAACCAACACAAACAACUGUUUAAAUUUCAAUGACGUGAAGAACACUGAUCCAUACGGCGAUCCUUCAAAAGUACAAGGAAAUAAAGUUGACAAUGAGUAUUUUUUCAAGUUUGCGUUCCCAGGGUUCCCAGGAAACACGCCAGGGUCAGUAAACGCAAGGGAAUUCAUCCCACCAACAUCUCCGUUGCUGACACAACCAAACGGCCUUACAACUCGUUGUAACGAAGAAAAGUGUCGAGAAAAAGGCGUCUGCGGUUGUACAUACAUUCAAGAGAUUCCUGGAAACAAACUUAUUCAAAUGACGUUCAUGAAUAUCGGAAAUGGAUCAGGAUGGUCACAUCCUGUGCACCUUCAUGGUCAUUCAUUCUUUGUUAUGAAAAUGGGCUUUGGGACAUAUAAUGCUGUAACUGGACAGUUAAUCGAUGAGUCAACAGAUAUUAAGUGUACGGAUAAGUACGGCUUCUGUUCUCAAAUGGAAUGGGCUGACAGCACGUGGAAUGGCGGGAAUAUACCAGGACAAAAUCCAAAACCGCCGACUAAAGACACAAUCGUUGUUCCUACAGGUGGGUACGUUGUAAUUCGGUUCAUCUCGGACAAUCCCGGAAUGUGGUUCCUACACUGCCACAUUGAUCUGCACAAUACUAACGGUAUGGGGAUGGUUGUGAAUGUCAAUCCUGGGAACCAUCCGAAACCCCCAACCGGUUUUCCAACGUGUGGCAGUUUUUUUAAUAACGGCAAACCACAACCGGAUGUUGACAGUGAAUGCCGAACAAUUGUUGGAGACGGCAAUGGAUCAUUAGCCAAUGGAUCAUUUGUUUUCAGUCUUUUGGUCGCACUUAUCUGUGCCAUGAGAGUAUGAAGAAGGCAGUUGACUUGAAAAUUGCAUAACAGGUUGAAUUGAUUGUGAAGUUUUAUUUUAACAAGGAUAUUUCUGACUAAUUUUACUCCUUACCUUUUUAACAUAACUUUAAAGGGAAGCCUAUAUGAAUAUGUUUUAAGUAAUCAGUUAUUUUUAUAUUAUACAUACAAUAUUUUUUUCUAACCUUUGUAGAUUUAUUUUAUUUGUUUCAUGAGCACCUAACGUAAAGGGGUAGAAAAUCUUAACUAUAUAACUAACUAUCUAUGGAAGGAUAUGAGUAAAUUGUGCAAAUAGGAUAAGAGCUUAAAAUGGCUCUAUUCUAGCAAGAUCAACUCAAAUAUGACGCAGAUAUGAUUUUUUCUUCUAUAGAGAGUGCAAGUGUAUGUUUGAUGUUACAAUAGUGAAAUAAGAACGUGGUAUACGUUUAUCACCUGAAAGAAAUAGAGCAGAAUAUAAAAUGAAUUGUGAAAAAGGUAGCAAAAUGCUGUCAAAGCUUUAGAAGACCUGGUGGGAACAUGUUAACUUCAUGAAUUCACAAUUUCCACUUGUUGAAUUCACAUUUUCAACAUACGGUUUAUACUAAUUUACGACUGUAACUAUUCCAAUUUCGUGAAUUCGAAGUUGAAAUUAGAAGAUCGUGUAGAUGAACUAGAUAAUUCAAGAAAUGUUACCACUGAUCUUUCGUAUAAAGUACAAGUUUUUGCUUCUUAAAUUUAAUGCAAAAUAC
This is a messenger RNA of Ruditapes philippinarum (Manila clam), 3078 nucleotides long. RefSeq lists its product as uncharacterized. Gene Ontology annotation, biological process: iron ion transport. The coding region runs from base 201 to 2351 and encodes 716 amino acids. NCBI's taxonomy places the organism in Eukaryota, Metazoa, Mollusca, Bivalvia, Venerida, Veneridae. Gene Ontology annotation, molecular function: oxidoreductase activity; copper ion binding. The transcript has 5 exons. The record is from RefSeq and is a predicted model, not a curated record. Gene Ontology annotation, cellular component: plasma membrane.